Molecule: messenger RNA, 1466 nt
Organism: Carya illinoinensis
Lineage: Eukaryota; Viridiplantae; Streptophyta; Magnoliopsida; Fagales; Juglandaceae
Exons: 10
Coding region: 432-1163 (243 amino acids)
Biological process (GO): proteolysis
Molecular function (GO): ATP binding; metalloendopeptidase activity; ATP-dependent peptidase activity
Source: RefSeq, a predicted model, not a curated record
UGAUCCACAUGGUGUCGUUGUGGCGCCAAACAAAACCAGUGAACCCGAAGCACCAAGCCUUAUCGUGUCAGUGCCCCGAGUUUCAGAGGUUACAACACAACAAUGUCGUUAACCAUGGCUUCCCUCUCAAAGCCUGCCACCAGUGAACUUCUUUUCUACCCAAAAUGUUCCAAAAUCAUCCGCCAGAAAUGGCGAAUCAGAGCCUCUUCUGCUGCCCCUGGCGUCGACCUCAAGAGCCUCGAAUCCGCCAUUGCCAAGAAAGAUAGCACUGCCGUUAAAGAGGCACUCGAUCAGCUGAAUGAAGUUGGUUGGGCCAAGAGAUGGAGUUCUCAGCCAUAUGUUUCCCGCCGUAUGGUCAGUCUCCAUUACAAGUAUGAAGUUCUGGGAAGUGGUACUCAAAACAUUAGCCACACCUUCAAACCCAUGCAUACAUGUAUAUGAAUAACACAUCUCUUCGGGAAUUGACAACCCUUGGAAUGAAAAAUGCCGAGAACCUUGCAAUCCCAAGUGUCAGAAAUGAUGCGGCUUUCCUUUUCACUGUGGUCGGCACAACAGGAUUUUUAGGCGUUCUUGCUGGUCAGCUUCCUGGGGACUGGGGUUUCUUCGUGCCUUACUUGAUUGGAAGCAUAUCUUUAGUUGUUUUGGCUGUGGGAAGCACUUCUCCUGGGCUUCUUCAGGCUGCUAUUGGUGGCUUUUCAUCAUUUUUUCCUGAUUAUCAAGAGAGGAUUACCAGUCAUGAAGCAGCUCAUUUUUUAGUUGCUUAUUUAAUUGGCCUUCCCAUUCUGGGCUAUUCACUGGAUAUUGGAAAAGAGCAUGUCAAUCUCAUUGAUGAAAGGCUGGAAAAGCUGAUAUACAGUGGGCAGCUUGAUUCCAAGGAACUAGACAGGUUGGCAGUGGUAGCAAUGGCUGGACUGGCAGCCGAAGGUCUGAAAUAUGACAAAGUGGUUGGUCAAUCAGCUGAUCUUUUCACUCUGCAGAGAUUUAUUAACAGAAGCAAGCCACAGCUUAGCAAAGAACAGCAACAGAAUCUCACUAGAUGGGCUGUUUUGUUUGCAGGAUCCCUCAUAAAAAAUAACAAGGUGAUUCAUGAUGCCUUAAUCUCAGCAAUGUCAAAGAAGGCAACUGUAUUGGAAUGCAUUGAGGCCAUUGAAAAAGCUUCAUAGUUAGAUCAGAAUCUUCGUGAAGAUUAUUUUUUGCAUCAUACUUGAACUUCCAAACAUGUAGCUUUUCAUCAUUCCUGGCCUCAAGUCAUUUUUGCAAUGGAAGCGAUGUAGAUGGUUUUCAAGAGUACCUUUGCCUGCUAGGCUACUAAAUAUUUGUUCCCUAUAUCUAUAUGUAAUUAAUUUAGCAUGAACAACCAUUGCUGAAGUUUUUUACCCAUAUGUAAUUAAUUAAUAAUUAUAUAUAUGGUAUUUAUAUAAUAAUAAAUAUCACAUAUAUAUAUAUCCUCUUGGUUAUUGCUGUUA